Molecule: messenger RNA, 1614 nt
Organism: Symbiodinium natans
Lineage: Eukaryota; Dinophyceae; Suessiales; Symbiodiniaceae
Source: the annotation of a GenBank genome assembly
AUGAGCUCAACCAGUGAAGAAGAGCUGCUACAUCGGCUGCAACGAAAACAGCGGAAGCGUCGUGAGAAGGAGGCAGCGGCCACCCUGGCUCAUCAACCUAAGGCAGUCAGCAUGGACAACCCAGGUGAUUCCGAUUGGCAGCUGAACCAGACAACGUCCGAUAGUCAAGAUGCUUGGCAGCAAUCAUCUUCGUGGACUGAUGACAGCUGGCAGAAGCAGGACCAUUGGCAGCAGAGUCAUCACAGUCGCGACUCUUGGCAAUCACGGUCCAAACAGGACCAGUGGUGGCACCAGACUGCUCAUGAUCAAGCCGGAUCUACCAAAAGGUGGAGGUCAAGUGACUGGCAGGCUGGCGCAUGGUCAACAGGUCGGGAAGAUAGGUCGUCCAAGGGCGGGGCCGCAGCGACACGACCUCCAGAACAGCUACCCCUUCCCGGCCCUCCUCCGUUGAUUCCUCCUUCCUUGGCUCCAGGACCACUUCCUCCCCCGCCUGCUUUCCCACCCCCACCUCCGCCGGUGUUUCCGGGGCAAGUCGGGCAACCGUCGCAGAUUCCGGUUGGGAUUGCAGCCUCACCGGUACAGCUCGGAGGUGCAGCAAUGGCGCAUACGAACGUGCAGCAGGGUCCUGCGUUGCAGCAAGCAGUUUCACCUGGUUUUGCAUGUGCGUCACAACACGCGUUUCCAUGGACAGCUCAAAUCUCGCCAUAUCCUCCAACAAGAUGGAUGUCAAAUCAGGAUGGCGCUGGUGUGCCAGGUCAGACGAUGAAUCAACCGCCGCCUGCGACGAAUUCCAAGUUCAGGAGCCCCCCUGGUCCACCACGUGCCGGAUCAAGUGCAACACAAGGCCAAAAAGGCCUGCCCGACGAUGUUCUGCAGAGUGCCAGGAGAAUCUUGCCAACACGUAAUGUGCGCAGUUGGGCAGAAUUGCAGCCAGCAGAGAGAGUGAAGCUUGACACUGUGAGUGCGCAGGCAGCUCAAGACAUCAAAGACCAUUUGCUUCAGCUGGAUCCGCAAGUGACUUCGUCCAUUUGUGAUGCUGUGGUGCAAGUGAUAGUUAGCAGCGGCAAUGAAGCCCUCUUUGACCUGCGCCGCGCGGAAACACUUGACAUCAAUCGUGUUUACAGAGCUUUGAUCGUUCCGUUCAAUCCAGGAUACUUGCCGCAUGUUUUUGGAGCCGAUAGUCGGGAUUCUGCCAGAGGAUAUUCCUACACCUUCACGUUUGCGCAUGGCACAUCCAUCAAAUCGGCCUCUAUCAUUGCGGCAGAGGCGCUGUUGAGGCCCUCAGCGUGGGGAGGCAUUCUCGAAGGCCCGGAUGGCAGCUAUCCCACUAUGGGUUUCAACGCGCAGGCCACACCUGGAUCGUACUCUACUCGUGCACAGGACACCGCAGCGAUAGUGCUAGGAAAGGUCUUGAAAACCCCGAAGGGGCUACAAGGCGUCGUUGUUCUUGGUGAGACCUUCAGUAAAGUGCCUCACUACUCCACAGAUAGUCAAUGCGUGGAUGAGGAGCAGCGUAUCACUGCACUCAACGGUUCCUGCAAAGGCGUACAUAGGUGGACGCUGCAUGCUGAAUGUUCUCAUAUCACAGCCUUUGCGUUCAUUCGCGCCUUGUAA